Molecule: messenger RNA, 414 nt
Organism: Helianthus annuus (common sunflower)
Lineage: Eukaryota; Viridiplantae; Streptophyta; Magnoliopsida; Asterales; Asteraceae
Product: E3 ubiquitin-protein ligase SDIR1-like
Exons: 1
Coding region: 1-414 (137 amino acids)
Source: RefSeq, a predicted model, not a curated record
AUGUUGCAAAGCUGUGACGACAUCCUAUCUGUGUUCAACGAUGGUGGACCCGAGUAUAAAAUUCUUUCGAUGGAACUCAAAACGGAUCAAGGAUCAGUACCCGCUCUUGUACCAUUGGAUGGAUCGCAUGUGUUGGAUCAUGAAACAUGUGUAAAGCUUGCACGUUAUAUAACACCGUCUGUUAGCGCAAAGGACUUCUCGAAGGAAAAGAUUAUUGAACAUUCGGUCGAGAUUAAUGGAAACAAUGUUGAGGAUGGAGAGGAAGAAGGAGAGGUUUGUGCCAUUUGUUUGGUAGGAAUCAAGACGGGUGACGGCUUGGAACUGACAGAAUGCGAACAUAGGUAUCAUGAAGAAUGCAUUGAGAACUGGCUGCAGUUGAAGCAAAAUUGUCCAAUUUGUAGAGCGGAAAUAUGA